Molecule: messenger RNA, 222 nt
Organism: Penicillium vulpinum
Lineage: Eukaryota; Fungi; Ascomycota; Eurotiomycetes; Eurotiales; Aspergillaceae
Exons: 1
Coding region: 1-222 (73 amino acids)
Source: RefSeq, a predicted model, not a curated record
AUGCAUAUUGUGGUGUCGAUCGGACGCCAGAUUGUAGGAGCGAAUGCCGUCGGGAACCGGUCACAUCAAAUUUGCAAGUUUGCAAGGGUAAAGGCGCGUGGGAAUCGGUUCCAUCCUCUUAUCGUAGGACACAAGGUCGAACCAAGCCGAGGAAUGGCCGUGCGAGAAGCCACCACUCCCGAACUGGCGGGUGGUCGAGAGCUGGAAGGGUUUCCAGGGUGA